AUGGUAAAUGACUAUAGCUGUGUCAGAGUGGUGAAUGAAUGUAACUGUGUCAGAGGGGUGAAUGACUGUAACUGUGUCAGAGUGUUGAAUGAGUGUAGCUGUGUCAGAGUGGUGGUGAAUGACUGUAGCUAUGUCAGAGUGGUGAAAGACUAUAGCUGUGUCAAAGUGUUGAAUGACUGUAACUGUGUCAGAGAGGUGAAUGCCUAUAACUGUGUCAGAGUGGUAAAUGACUAUAGCUGUGUCAGAGAGGUGAAUGAAUGUAACUGUGUCAGAAAGGUUAAUGACUGUAACUUUGUAAGAUAUGUGAAUGACUGUAACUGUAUCAGAGUGGUGAAUGACAAUAGCUGUGUUAAAGAGGUGAAUUGUGUCAGAGUGGUGAAUGACUGUAACUGUGUCAGAGUGUUGAAUGACUGA
Mya arenaria is the source of this 414-nucleotide messenger RNA. RefSeq names its product homeobox-like protein HDP1. The transcript has a single exon. The record is from RefSeq and is a predicted model, not a curated record. The coding region runs from base 1 to 414 and encodes 137 amino acids. Lineage: Eukaryota; Metazoa; Mollusca; Bivalvia; Myida; Myidae.